AUACCCCUUGCCUCUCGACUUCAAUAUUCAGCUCUGCAAAACCUCUGUAUUUUCACUCUCUUCGUUUCAGCCUCUGCUUCUCCAAUUCCGAUCAAAUGGCGCUUCGUAAAUCACUCUCGGAGCGCCUUUUCGACGGUUAUAGAACUACCUCACACGCUGUAUCUUUAGAAUACCCACUUAUCUAUCUCAAAUCCACUAUUCCGCCCCCAAAUCCAGCCAAAACUAACUUCCACAGAGAGUACCUCACCUCGCCGGGGGCCUCCGGGAAAGGAUUUUUCCAGAGAUUUCUUCACCGUAGGGCGAUAAACCAGCUCCCUGAAUUCCUGUCCGCUCCUGUCGGUGAGAAGCUACGAGAGGGUCUCAAAGGCAUCAACAUUACCAAAGACCGGCUCCGCCUGGAUGAAGUCGCUCCCCCAACGUUCACCGGAGACGUAAAUUUGUUCGGAAUAUCGGUACAGGAUGCGAGAAAAGUGUUGAGGAUUUCUCAGGUGGAGAAAUUGAAAGCGAGGCUUAGGGAGAUCCCAAAGAGCUCGGUUUUGUAUUCUGAGUUUGUUCAGAUCUGUGUAGAAGAGUGUGGAAAUGAAGAUCAAGGUAUUGAGUUCGCUAAGAUGUUGGAUCAGUCUGCAACCGUCAUCGUUUUGGGGAAUAUCGUGUUUCUCCGACCCGAGCAGGUGGCCAAAUCAAUGGAGAAUAUAAUCUCUCAAUCAAUUGCUAUUCCAAAUGAUCCGAAAAGAAAACACCUGGAGCACAUGGAGUUGCAAAAAGCUAUAAUAGACCAAAAGGCCCGAGCCCAAGUUAAAGGGGAGCUUUACUGUGGACUUGGGUUCAUGGUGGCUCAAACACUUGGGUUCAUGAGGCUCACCUUUUGGGAACUCAGCUGGGAUGUGAUGGAGCCUAUAUGUUUUUUCGUCACAUCCCUUCACUUCGCACUUGCCUAUGUUUUUUUCCUUAGGACAUCCGUUGAGCCUUCUUUUGAAGGUUACUUCCAACGCAGGUUCAAGGCCAAGCAGCGGAAACUCAUGAAAAUUCACAAUUUUGAUAUCGAAAAUUAUAAUAAGCUCCGAAAAGCAUUCUAUCCUAACAUCAAUGAUGGUUUCCCUCGAGCGGAACAUUACAAGCCCUUCGGCGGUGAAGAUGAAAUGUUACUGAAGUUAAAAUGAUCUUCCAUUUUUCCUGUUAUAAAGUGGUACAAGAAAACAAAAACAACAAGCUUUGAUGGUAGUUUUUCCUUCAAGUAUUGUGUAAGGGCUCUGUUUGAUUUAUGUACUUGAAGGUUUCAGGAGGCGAUGGAAAGAAGUUAUGGACUUUUCAGUUUUAUUUAGAAUUAGGGCCCUUGGUAAAUAGUGAGUUGAUGUAUAUAUUUUGAACACAGUAGCUAGAUUUGGGGCCAAGUCUUCAGUAGUUUUAGACUGGGCCUUGACCCUCGUCAGUUGUUUUUGCUGGACUUGCCCACUGUCCACUGUGGGAUAGGUUCCUCCUCAACAAACUAUGUUCCUCCUUUGUAAAGCAGUUGUUUAAUUUAAUGGUAGAAGCUAUAUUUGCCCCCUUUUUCUUAA
Messenger RNA from Ricinus communis (castor bean), 1556 nucleotides. Its product is annotated as calcium uniporter protein 4, mitochondrial. Gene Ontology annotation, cellular component: mitochondrial inner membrane; uniplex complex. Gene Ontology annotation, biological process: calcium import into the mitochondrion; mitochondrial calcium ion homeostasis. The transcript has 2 exons. The coding region runs from base 96 to 1160 and encodes 354 amino acids. Lineage: Eukaryota; Viridiplantae; Streptophyta; Magnoliopsida; Malpighiales; Euphorbiaceae. Gene Ontology annotation, molecular function: uniporter activity; calcium channel activity. The record is from RefSeq and is a predicted model, not a curated record.